Molecule: messenger RNA, 2426 nt
Organism: Trichechus manatus latirostris (Florida manatee)
Lineage: Eukaryota; Metazoa; Chordata; Mammalia; Sirenia; Trichechidae
Gene: CCR8
Product: C-C motif chemokine receptor 8
Exons: 2
Coding region: 976-2070 (364 amino acids)
Biological process (GO): immune response; calcium-mediated signaling; positive regulation of cytosolic calcium ion concentration
Cellular component (GO): membrane; external side of plasma membrane
Molecular function (GO): C-C chemokine binding; C-C chemokine receptor activity
Source: RefSeq, a predicted model, not a curated record
GCAUAAACUGGGUGUAUCCUAAUGGUCAGUCCAUUAUGGGGCCCCUACUUGGCAUGCUGCAAAGCACUUUGCAACAUUCUCAAUUUUGUAUUUGGGAUUGAGAGGAAUUUGCAUUCUCUAAAUGCAAAGUAAAUAAUUGCCUUGAAAAAUGGUAAGUCUGGGUUGAAGUUACAUUCAAAUUAUAUAUCAAUUUGAGAAGAAUUGUGACGUUAAAUGUUAAGCUUUCCCUUCCAUGAAUAUAGUAUACAUUUCCUUUUAAUCAUGUCUUCUUUAAUGUCCUUCAACAAAUUUUAAGUUUUUUUUCUUCUGUAAUUGAAUUUUGGUUUUCGUCAGGUUUAUUCUUAGUAGUCACAGUAAUUUUUGUUGUUAGUAUGAUUUGGAUCAAUGUUUUUCUAUUGCAUUUUUAAAUUAGCUUAUUGCUGGUGCUUAGGAAAGCAUUUAAAAGAAUGAACUAAACUUUUGAGUGUCAUAUGAAUGUAUCUCUAAAACAACCUGCUGGAAGAAGAAAAAUAAGAUAGAAAAUGAUAGCUACAAUAUGGUAUCUAUUAAUGUAAGUUAAAAGAGAACACAAACCAAUAUUAUAUAUACUGUCAUGGAUCCACACAUAAGAUUGUUGAAGUAUAGGGGAAACUGCAACGAUAUAUGCCAAAUUGAUGUUAGUGGUUACCUCCAGGAGCAUGGGGAUAACUUGUGUAGUUAGAGGGAACUUUAGCUUCAUCUUUAUUGCAAAAGGAAUAAAGGAAAGAAAGAGAGGAAAGGAAGAAAGAAAGAAGAACCAAAAACAAAUAUAAUUUUCUUUAAAAGGAAAAUAUAUUUUUAGAAAAAAAAGAACCAAAAGCAAGUAUGAUUUGCAAAUAAUUCUGGAUGGUGGAACUAUAGUAUUUAAGUUUUCUUUGUAUUUUUUGUCUUUUCUCAUCAAUCCCCCUCCCCAAAUUUGUCUAAUAAAAAUAUUUUUAAGGAACUAGUCUCUCGUAUAUGCCUCUGUACCCAGGUCCUCCUGCCUUGAUGGAUUAUACACUCCAGCCCAACGUGACAGAGACUGACUACUACUAUCCUGAUGUCUUCUCAAGCCCCUGUGAUGGGGAACUUAUCCAGGGAGGCAGCAACUUUCUUCUUGCCAUCUUUUACUGUUUUCUGUUUGUAUUCAGUCUUCUGGGAAACAGCCUGGUCAUCCUGGUCCUUAUCACCCGCAAGAAGCUGAAGAGCAUCACAGAUGUGUACCUCUUGAACCUGGCCCUGUCUGACUUGCUUUUUGUCCUCUCCUUCCCCUUUCUGACCCACUAUCGCCUGGACCAGUGGGUGUUUGGGACUGUAAUGUGCAAGGUGGUCUCUGGAUUUUAUUACAUUGGCUUCUUCAGCAGCAUGUUCUUCAUCACUCUCAUGAGUGUGGACAGAUACCUGGCUGUUGUCCAUGCUGUGUAUGCCAUGAAGGUGAGGACAGCCAGUGUGGGCACAGCCCUGAGCUUGGUAGUAUGGCUGACUGCCAUCACUGCCACCAGCCCCUUGCUAGUGUUUUACCAAGUGGCCUCUGAGGAUGGCAGUCUGCAGUGCUAUUCAUCUUACAAUCAGCAGACAUUAAAAUGGAAGAUCUUCACCUACUUUGAAAUUAACAUCUUGGGUCUAUUGAUCCCAUUCACUAUCCUUAUUUUCUGCUACAUCAGCAUCCUGCACCAGCUGAGGGGCUGCCAAAACCGCAACAAGACCAAAGCCAUCAGGUUGGUACUCAUUGUGGUCAUUGCAUCUUUAUUCUUCUGGAUCCCCUUCAAUGUGGUCCUCUUCCUCACUUCUCUGCAUGGCAUGCACAUCCUGGAUGGAUGUGUCAUGAGCCAGCAGCUGAUUUAUGCCACCCAUGUCACAGAAACCAUUUCCUUCACUCACUGCUGUGUGAACCCUGUUAUCUAUGCUUUCAUGGGUGAGAAGUUUAAGAAACAUCUCUCAGAAAUAUUUCAGAAAAGUUGCAGCUAUGUCUUCGUUUGCAUCAGGAAACGAGUCUCCAAAGAGGGCUGGGAAAGGUCGUCAUCCUUCCAUCAGCAGUCCUCUCGUUCCUCCAGCAUAGACUACAUUUUCUGACCAGGGUGCCUCGAAGAAGCUUCUGACUUCACUGCCACUCCUCUUUCAAGAGACAAAUAUUACUUAUACUGGAUUCUGAGGCUACAUGAAGGUCUUUACUGUAAGAGAGACCACAGGAAGCAUCUGACUACUCUGCCAUCUUGGACCUGCCUCUCCUGAUCUUCUUAUCUUAAACCAACCUAUGCUUUUUCUGGAAAAAUGGCGUCUUGAUCAGUUUAAUAAAUUAACCAAUGAAAACCUUACGGAUCAUAACAUUGUCUGAUUCGCUUGCUUUGGCCACAUCGUCAGGAGGGAUCAAUCACUGCAGGAGGACAUCAUGUUUGGUGAAGUAGAGGGCCAGUGAGGGAGAGGGAGAU